GGGAGCGAGAGGGAGAGAGAGACGGGAGAGGGAGAGACAGAUUAGCAUCUUGUUCCAAUGAAACAUCAAGCAGUUUGAUGAUGACAGCGAAAGGCAGACUCAAAGCGGUCCCCUUCCCCCUGGCCCACCGGCUCACCAUGAAGGAGGUGUUUGACGCGGAGGGCCGCCCUCGCGUGGACCUGCUGAAGGCCCACCUCACCAAGGAGGGCCGGCUGGAGGAGGCGGUGGCGCUGCGCGUCAUCGACGAGGGGGCCGCCAUCCUGCGCCAGGAGCGCACCAUGCUGGACAUCGAGGCGCCCGUCACCGUGUGCGGGGACAUCCACGGGCAGUUCUUUGACCUGAUGAAGCUGUUUGAGGUGGGGGGCUCCCCCGCCAACACACGCUACCUCUUCCUGGGGGACUACGUGGACAGGGGCUACUUCAGCAUCGAGUGUGUGCUCUACCUGUGGUCGCUGAAGAUCCUCUACCCAAAGACGCUCUUCCUGCUGCGGGGAAACCAUGAAUGUAGACAUCUGACGGAAUAUUUCACAUUUAAACAAGAAUGUAAGAUCAAGUACUCUGAGCAGGUGUAUGACUCCUGCAUGGACGCCUUUGACUGUCUGCCCCUGGCCGCCCUCAUGAACCAGCAGUUCCUCUGUGUGCACGGGGGGCUGUCCCCCGAGAUACACACCCUGGACGACAUCAAGAAGUUGGACCGCUUUAAGGAGCCCCCGGCCUUCGGGCCCAUGUGUGACCUGCUGUGGGCCGACCCGCUCGAGGACUUCGGCAACGAGAAGACGCAGGAGUACUUCGGCCACAACACCGUCCGGGGGUGCUCCUACUUCUACAGUUACCCGGCGGUGUGUGAGUUCCUUCAGACCAACAACCUGCUGUCAAUCAUCAGAGCGCACGAGGCCCAGGAUGCUGGAUACCGUAUGUACAGGAAGAGUCAGACCACCGGGUUCCCCUCCCUCAUCACCAUCUUCUCCGCUCCGAACUACCUGGAUGUGUACAACAACAAAGCGGCCGUGUUGAAGUAUGAGAACAACGUGAUGAACAUCCGUCAGUUCAACUGCUCCCCCCACCCCUACUGGCUGCCCAACUUCAUGGACGUCUUCACCUGGUCCCUGCCCUUCGUAGGGGAGAAGGUGACGGAGAUGCUGGUGAACGUCCUCAGCAUCUGCUCCGACGACGAGCUGAUGAACGACGGGGAGGAGAUCUACGACGCCAACGCUGCGGCAGCGAGGAAAGAGGUGAUCAAGAACAAGAUCCGCGCCAUAGGGAAGAUGGCCAAGAUGUUCUCUGUUCUACGGGAGGAGAGUGAGAAUGUGUUGACCCUCAAGGGGCUGACCCCGACAGGCAUGCUGCCCAGCGGAGUGCUGUCAGGGGGCAAGCAGACACUGCAGAGUGCUACCAUUGAGGCCAUUGAAGCCAUCGAGACAGUUGAGGACGCCGAAGCCAUCCGGGGCUUCUCCCCGCAGCACCGGAUCCGGAGCUUCGAGGAGGCGAAGGGUCUGGACCGCAUCAACGAGCGCAUGCCCCCGCGCCGGGAGGGCGGGACCGGCCUGGACACGCCCCUGGGCCGGUUGACCGUCGGCGAGCCCAACGGCACCGACAGCAACAGCAAUAUACAGUGAUGACCACGGCGUUGGUUCUCUUUGUUUGGUUCCUUUCGUCUUCUCCCGCCCACACAGCAGUCAGACACACACACACACAAACACACAGGAAGGCCAUUCGCUAAGGAACCAGGCUCAUCAACGCGGUGUAUACAAAGACACCAUCCCCAACACGGAGAGGUCACCACCCCUAGAUAUGAAUCUAUACAUUGUCAUGUACAGAACAAUGUGCAUAUACACGCAUUCACACGCAUUCAGCACCAUUACCUUUCCCCCUGUCCUCUUUCUUUUGAACUGUGUGUGUGCACGUGUGUAUAAGGUGUGAGCAUCACCGGGACUAUACCAUACAUGGCUCUCACUGAAUUACAAAAACUACAAAUCCCACGUGCUGGCCAGAAGAGGAAGCAAAUAACCUGCUCAAUGCAAAGCACGAGCGAUACUGUUUACUGUGUACUGUGAUGGGAGGGUGUGGUCAGCAUGGUGUUGUUGGGCUGUGUCGUGUUUGCUGUGCAUUUGGUGUGGGUUCUUUUUAGGGUAAAGUUAGAACUUAUGAACUGGAACUGUGUGUGUGUGCGUGUGUGUGUGUGUGUGUCCAAAUAGGGCUUUUUAAUCUAAAGCAGUGGUUAGUAAUCACAAUGUAAGAUUGGUUUUCUAAGCUAAUUGACAUGAAGUGUGUGUUUGUGUGUGUGUGUGUGAGAGUGUGCCUGCGUGUUGGUGUGAUAGAUGGGUGGGUUGUAUCUGUGUGUAACUGUGAAUGGGUGGUGGUUUUUCGCGUGGGUGUGUUUGAAAGAAACGUGAGUGACAUUGCAUGCAGAGUACCAAGAGAGGAAAAAAACGAAAUCAAAUCAAAGUGUUGCUGCGUAGUGCUGCAUACAAACUUUUUAUGCAUCAGGGGCUUCAUCUGAGCCGGUGCGGGGGGGCCACAGACUCACAAGGCGGUCCCCUCUAAUCCCCACCGGCUCUUUUUUCACUUUCUUUCGUUAGCCUGGGUUCCCUAGUUAGCUUUUGUAGCACUACCCCAUCCAUCUUCCCUUCAUCGGUAACCAAUCUGAGGGGGCGUGGCUCCAGGGAGCAGAAAGCGGUUUUAUUCUGGUGGCCCCCGCAUUGGACCCCCCCCCCAACCCCCACGCUAUCCAUGGAACAACACAUACAGUGGGAAUGAUACUGCACACGUGAUGCAUUCAGAUGCUGGGAUUGCACAAGCAGUACAAUGGAAUUACAUGGGAUGCUUUGUGUGUGUAGGGGAGGGGGGAUGGGGAGGGUGAGUUGUGGUGAAACGUCAUAUUCUAUUCAUUCUAUUUCUAUAUGCUCCUUUUCUUGUCUUGGUGCUGUCCAAAUGUUGUCCUGUACGAUGGACAGCAUCGCUGGCUGGUGAUAAAAUCACACGAACCGGGUGGGAAACGGACUCGGUGUAGCAAGCAGGCGACCAGCCGAGCAACCACGGGCAAAAUGUCAAAAGAAAGGGUCUUUGUAAAGCAUUUAUAUUUACGCAUUGCAAUGCAUGCAACAAGUUAAGUUAUUUGAUAAUGAUGUUUCGGAUUAUGUGCUCUGUGUUUCACUAUAGUAAGAGUUUUCCUUCCUUUGAUUCUUUGGAGAUUUUUUUUUCUGGCCUAUAUAAAUUAAAUGAGGAUACUGGAAUAUAUUUAUGUUGUACAUACUGUUUAUUUGAUUAUUUUUGUAAUCAUUCUGCGUUAUUUUCUUUGUUUUUUCAUGCUCAUGUUUCUGUUGACUCUGCGUAGCGCGACGUAGCUUCUUUCCUCGGCUCCUGGUCAAAGAAUAGCAGCCCUUUAUAACUGAAACUAUGAACAGCGAUGGCCGAUAUAACACGAGCAUCGACGAAGACCAUACUAUAUACAGAGCCACAGGCGUUCAGGCCACCCAAGCAUGCUUGCAUGGUUAAAGAAAAUGAUUAAGUCACGCUAUUCAAUUGCAAAAAGCCAUUUUUAACAGAAAAAGCGGAUUUGCUGCUGUCACAAUUUAAAGUAAAAGUAAGUGAACUAUCUCUCUCUCUCUAAAAUCCUAUUUCUUGGCGACUCCUCGUGUUAUUUAAAGAUAUAUUGAUUCUAUGAUUAUUAUAUUCAUUAUGGAAAUUAUUCUUAAUAUUUAAGCUAUCUCUCUUCAUGUUGCGUUUAUCUUCUCGUGCUUCUUUGGAGACUUGAACCUUCCCUGUCUCUUUUGUCUCUCUCUCUCUCUCUCCUUAUGAUUAUGAAUAUCUCCCCAUCUGUUUUCGACUCCCCAGUCACUCAACACUAAACACUGUAAGCAUGCCCCAUGGGACGAUCCACCUUUUUUACUCUUGAAUAAAAUAUGCAUGAAUCC
Messenger RNA from Gadus chalcogrammus (walleye pollock), 3914 nucleotides. It is a transcript of the gene ppp3cb, whose product is annotated as protein phosphatase 3, catalytic subunit, beta isozyme. Gene Ontology annotation, biological process: calcineurin-NFAT signaling cascade. Lineage: Eukaryota; Metazoa; Chordata; Actinopteri; Gadiformes; Gadidae. Gene Ontology annotation, cellular component: cytoplasm; cytosol; calcineurin complex. The record is from RefSeq and is a predicted model, not a curated record. Bases 78 to 1616 code for a protein of 512 amino acids. Gene Ontology annotation, molecular function: calmodulin binding; calmodulin-dependent protein phosphatase activity. The transcript has 14 exons.